Exaiptasia diaphana is the source of this 1331-nucleotide messenger RNA. RefSeq lists its product as uncharacterized. NCBI's taxonomy places the organism in Eukaryota, Metazoa, Cnidaria, Anthozoa, Actiniaria, Aiptasiidae. The record is from RefSeq and is a predicted model, not a curated record. Gene Ontology annotation, molecular function: heparin binding. Gene Ontology annotation, cellular component: cell surface. Bases 62 to 1111 code for a protein of 349 amino acids. The transcript has 4 exons.
UCAGACACACGGUGGAAACUCCCAUGAAGCYUGCUGUCAGYUGCCAUUCGUUUAUCAAGGAAUGAUCUAUAGGAAUUGUAUUAAAGACUCUAACGGAAGACCUUGGUGUGCUACUACCUACAAUUAUGAUCAGGACAACCAAUGGGGACUUUGUAAAGAAGUAACACCCAAGUUAAACGCUCGCGUACAGGCCAAAUGCCCGCCAACAUGUGCAACCAAGUGUAUUAGCUCGUGCCCUGACCAUUGCUGUACUUCYCAGCCUACAUCUCAGUCAUCACUUGCAUCUACACCAAUGCCACCACCUCCUCCGCCUCCACCUCCUCCAGUAUACAUCCAGCCUCAAGCACCAAUAUACCCCCCUCCUCCGCCGAUGCAAUAUGCUCCAGYACAACCACCACAACCAUAUUAUUAUAACUACAAUGCACAAUGCCCUGCAGGUUGCCACUUCUACUGUGCUGGACAAUGCCCAGUAUACUGCUGUCCACAAAGACAGCAGAGUUAUUAUACAAAUUUAAUGACACRUGCCAAUUUUCCAACAACUUAUAAAUAUCAACAGAGGAACUACGCGAGGUCAUCGAUAGGUCAACAGUGCCCUGUGUAUUGUACCAGAAGCUGUUUACCGGGCUGCCCAGUGAAAUGCUGCACAAAACUCAAUAUUCUUAAAUAUUUAGCGAAAAAGCAUUCUGAAAAGAUGAACGUUAUAAAAAGGGCGAAAUCGUUCAAUAUGCUCCAACCCCCACCAAUGUCCCUCUCCCCUUUCACGUCACGUGAAMGAUCAUCAUCAACUGGAGCAUGCCCAAUAACAUGCGCUGCCCGCUGUACUAAAGCUUGURCMCGCCAAUGCUGUGCGUCYAGACCAUCUGGUGUUACCACAAWUAAUAAUGGGAAAAGAGAUAAAAUUGGAACAACAAAUGUACACGACAUUGAUGUGCGAGAUUGUCACGGAGGUAUUCCCACGUUUGGCGGGAAUGGGAAUGGUGCAUGCUGCUCGUUUCCGUUUAUUUAUCAUGGCAAAGUCUACAAUGAAUGCACAAGCAAAGAUUCGAAGGAGAAAUGGUGUUCGACGACACCCAUUUAUGAUGUCGAUCAACAGUGGGGUCUUUGUUUAUGAUUUAUGCCAGUGACCCCACAAAACAAAGACAUGACAAUACCGGAAUAACAUUGCGGUUGAAAGUGUCAUGAAGCAAAUGGAAAACUCCGCUAUACAAAUAUCCAAGCAGCAACAAAGAUGACUCAUAUCAACACGGAGUUUUUCUGAAAGAUGUAAAUUUAUUGAAGGAAUCUGAUAAUUUUUGUAUAUUACAAUAAACAUUUUUAUGUUUAUUACGAAA